Messenger RNA from Bactrocera neohumeralis, 5788 nucleotides. RefSeq lists its product as uncharacterized. Gene Ontology annotation, cellular component: nucleus. The transcript has 11 exons. NCBI's taxonomy places the organism in Eukaryota, Metazoa, Arthropoda, Insecta, Diptera, Tephritidae. The coding region runs from base 537 to 5351 and encodes 1604 amino acids. The record is from RefSeq and is a predicted model, not a curated record.
CGGUCGAAUUCGGAGUGGGAAUGUUUUUCUCAAAAUGGCGCUCGGUCAGUAUAACGAGUAGACAGAUUAGAUGACGCGAAAAAGUGAAAAUUAACAACAAAAACGUGAUAUUUUUGUAAAAAAUAUAAUUGCAAAGUCUACCUAAGAACUUCUUUAAGAGCUGUGAAGUGAAAUUUGUUGCGUGAAACAAUUAAAAGAGUGAAAAAAUAGAAAUUCUACAUUAAGUUAACGCAACGAGUUGCAGGAGAACGCGACGAGUCACGCAAGGCGACAGCGUUGGGCAACGGCGCACAGAACGACCGGUCGAGCCGUUUGCCGUGCAGCCACAACAGUCGUAAUCCAGCUAGAUACAUAACGCAAGACAAAGUACAUAUUUCUGGUGCUCCACUGGUUUGCGAAUACUGAGCGGGUGUCGGUGUAGUGCGGGACAAGUAAAAAAAAAAAUCCCCAAACUAGAAGUUUUUCGCACUGAAUGUUACACCAAUCGGUAGCGAAGCAAUAAACACAUUUACUACCAAACCGUUUCGUUCGCCAAUAUGGAUCCCAAUUCAAGCCCCUGGUCUUAUGCUUAUAAUCGUAUUGUGCCAUCUGCCUCCAGCACUGGGUCAGCAGAAGAUUUUCAACAUCCACACUUGGCGCCUGCCCAAUCUCUAUUUCUACAGGCUGCACACUCUGGUAUAGCAGCUAGCUUUAAUGCCGCAGCUGCUGGCAGCGGAAGUUUUGUAUCACCUUCACCAAUUGGCGGAUAUAAUCCAGUCUUUCAACAAAUCUACCAUCAUGCGGCUGCAGCUAGUGCACAACCAAAACCAGCCCACUACGCCUCAAGUGCUGUAAAUACACCAGUGCGUCAAAUACAAAUACCAUCAACGUUAGAUAAACAAUUGACGAAUUUCCAAAAUCAAGCCGCUGUCGCUGUUGUAUCAUCAGCUGCUGCAGCAGCCGCAAAUAAUGCUGCUUCUAAUUAUUAUGGUGAAAAUUCCUCAUCGAGCGGUGCAUCGCCAUCGCCCACAACAUCAGCAAUUACAUCAACUACGCUCAGUUGGAAUACGCCGAUGAUAUCCAACACAUUUUUGGCUAUGCAACAACAACAACAGCAGCAGCAGCAGCAAACACAACAACAGCAGCAACAUCAACAACAGCAAGCGCAACAACCACAACUGAAUUUAGUGGCCGAGAAGGUGCAAAUCAAACAGGAGAAGCCAUCCGACCUUAAAGCUUAUAAUGAUAUACUUUUAUAUCAGACGCAACUACAUCAACAACAACAACAGUUGCAACAACAGCAACAACAACAGCAAGAUGAAAUCAAUGCUGCAAUUGACAAUGAUGCUGAAAUGUAUUGUACCAUUGAUGGUAAAAAUUAUAAAAUUGUACGCAAAGGUCAACAACAACAACUAAUACAAGUCGAUCAAAUACAUCAGAAUGAUGUAAAUAGUUCAUAUGCUGCUGGCAGCACAACACCAGCACUCACAGUUGCUGUAGAUAAUGCUGUGUCACCUCAUGUGAUUGUCUAUAAGACAGGUGGUGGUGCUGAAUCGCCGGCCUUGCGACGUAACAUUGCAGGUGCAGGCUCACCAGCUUCGGCCACAGUUGCUUAUUCGUCUGUGAUACAAAGUACACCGCAACAACAGCAACAGCUGCAGCAGCAACAACAACAGCAACACGUUUCAGCGUGUUGGACUAAAAUCGAAGAUACUAAUGGUUCGACGGACGGUGGUGCUAGUACGGAAGAUGUGAAAAAUGUCUUGCAAUUACAAGUAAAGCAAGAAAACCGUCAAUUGGGUUAUGUCACUGAUAACGAUGUGGGCGAAAGUUUGAUAUUCAAUUUGCCACCUGGACUUGAAAUUAAACAAACGCUAUAUAAUCCCAGUACGGGUGCAGCUAUUGGUAAUUCGACUGUGUUGCAACAUACCCAACAACAGCAACAAGCACAAGCUCAAGCGCAACAACAGCAGUUGUUAGCACAACAAAAUUUGUUCAAUAAUCAAAAAUUGCAACAACAGCAACAACAAGUCGAAAAGCAACGUCGCCAGCAUAUGGUGGCGAAUAUGUUGGUAUCGCCUACGGCGAAUACGAAUAAUCAACAACAACAACAGCAGCAACAACAACAAACUUCCUCCUCCCAAGCGUCACAGAUUCAAAUCAUACCCAAGGUUGAAGUGGAGCCGCCAAAGCAACUGCCUGCAAAACCUGCCAAAACGCCGCGCAAGCGUCAACCGAAAAAGACGCUCGUCACGAACGACUAUGCGACGGUGCGCAGUCCACAGCAGGAUGUGGUGCAACAUCAGCAACAACAGCAAGCACAACAACAACAGCAGCAACAACAGCAUCAUCAGCAGCAGCAGCAGCAACAACAACAGCAGCAGCAAACGCAACAGCAGCAGCAGCAACAACAACAAGCUACCUACUAUGAUUUCAAUAGUAAAUGGAAUACGCCCUUAAAGAUCGAGAACAAUACGCCGUCGCCGGUUGCGCAAGCGCCCCCUAUUAGCAUACCGACCUAUGUGAAUCCACAUGCCGCACAACAGCAACAACAACAGCAGCAGCAGCAACAACAAGUGCAGCAACAACAGGUGGCUGCGCAACAACAGCAACAAAUACCGCAACCAGCGCAUAUGCAGUCAUCGCAAGCGCAGUCACAGGCGCAUCUGACGAAUUUAUCUUCGUACUAUUCGAGCACAUUUCCACAACAAAUUGCUUCACAGUACACUGCAUGCAUGCAGCAGAAUGCAGCAACAGCUGGCGCCAUACCACAUACGCUUUAUAAUCUCAAUCAACCGCAGCAACAGCAGCAGCAGCAGCAACCGCUGCAACAGUCGCCGACACAGCACCAGCAACCACCUACGCAACCGCCACAGCAGCAACAGCAGCAAGCGCAGGCGCAGGUACAAGCACAACUACAGCAACAUGCGCCACAACAGCAGCAAACGCCACAACAACAGCAACAGUCCAAUACAGAUGCAACGCCCGCUGCCAAUGAUCCGAGCAAUAAAGUGAUUGUGCCCAAUAUCGAAGAGGAAUUGGACUUUCUCACGGACGCUGUAGCGCCCAAACAGGGCUAUGCGAACUCGUCAACGAACUUGAACAAUAGCAAUGGACGUAGCGCCACGAAUUUCGGCAUACGUCAUCCCCAAACGGAGGCACAAAGUGCUGGCAGCACGCCAGUGACCAGUGCGCUCACUAAUAACGGUUUGACGGCAGCGGCGGCGGCGGCAACGGGCGCAACGGUAGGCAAUAGUAUUGUACCGGGUAGCGAGCGUAGGCCGGUCGUUGGCACUUCGAUUGGCGAAAAAAAGACACAGUUCAUGGAUAGCUAUUUGAAGUUCCUGCAGGGUGAGCGUGAUGAUUCGCCACCACCGGCUGUGGUUAAGAGUGGCCGCAAAGUGAACUAUCAACGUUCGCCCAGCGGCAAUGCGGCAAAACGUACAAAAACCGGCAAUGGCAAUAACGAGGAGGCGGCGGCCAGCGCAGGCGCGACAAGUGGUCAAACGAACGAGCAGCAAGCAAACCAGCAACAAGCAGGUGUUGUUGACGAACAAACUCCCGGUUUGUCGGCCGACGAUGCGCAUCGUAUUAAAAUACUCUCACAAACGCAGAUAUUGCCGAAGAAGCGACCACAGGCGCACAUGGCUGCGGCGGCGGCUGCAGCUGCUGCUGCCGAGACAUCGGCUGCCGCCACAGCGAGCACACCGUCGGUCAUACAGCAUCCAGCUGAGCAGCAGCAGCAGCAACAACAACAGCAACAGUUACAACAUCAACAGCAGCAACAACAACAGCAGCAGCAAUCAUUCCGCCCAUAUGGGCAGCAGAUUCCGACCCAAACACAACAACCGCAACAGGCGCAACAACAACAGCAGCAACAGCAACAACAACAUUCACAACAACAACCACAGCAACAGCAACAACAAUACUGUGCACAAUUGGGGUUUAGCGGUGGUGGCGGUGGCGGCGGCAGCAGUCAAGAUCCACUCACAUUGCCGCCACGACGCGAGCAAGGUCUACGCAAAGCGAAACAGACGAGCAUGCAUGCCAUGUUCAUGAGUACGGGCACUGCAGGUGGCGCUAGCGGCAGCGGUUUGGCUGAUAAUGAAGAUCAAGAGCCCGAUGAGUUCGCGGACUCCGACACGGAUCCCGUGUGGACGCCACAGGAUGAUGAUAGCGAUGAGGGCGGCAGAAGCUAUCGCCGGAAGACAUCAUCGCGUAGAAAUAAGAGUGCACCGCGUAAAACUAACUACAAUCAGCAGCCGGAGCAGCAGCAACAACAAACGUCGCUUACUCAAGUGCAGCCACAACAACAACAACAACAACAGCCACAGCAGCAACAGUUGGCGCAACAACAAAAUGUUGAUGGUUAUACACCGAAUAAAGCCAAUGCAUCAUCGUAUGCCAACACUACGCACGAUGCGGAUAAUUUUAAGACCGGCGAUUUCAUUGUACUCCGUUCCGAUUUGGUCAACGAUUGGCCGAUCAUCUGGCAGGUGGACACCCAAUGUAUUCUACAAAAAUAUGAGCCAUUCUGUCAGAAUGGCAAAAUGUUCUAUCGCAACAUGUCAAUGUAUUCAUCGUGGAAUCUCGACUCAAAGAAGCUAUAUGUUAAGGCGCCCGUACGCAUACAAGUGCAAUCGCACAAGGAGACUAUUGUGGAAUUUAUGCGUUCCGAGCUGUUGGCCGACGAUACCGAACAAUUUAUUGAGAAAAUUAUGGAAGAUUAUUUGCGUUAUCGCGAUAAUUUCGAAAUUUACAUACAAACAAUGAUAUCACAGGUGCUGGAUCCAAGCUUUUUCUUGGAAAUAACUAGAGAGAAGGAUGAGUACUUUUUGGGCAGCGUACGCAUUAUCGAUAGCAUAAUGGAUAAUUGUAAGCGUAAAUUACUCUCCAUUACGCCCUGGACACGCAGUAUUAUCGUUUCAAUAGAAACUUAUCCCAAGUGUCAUGUUUUCACCGAGUGGGGACAAAACAAUCUGACGCAGAAAAACUGUGGCGGCUGUCAUCAGCCAGGCAUAUCGGUGCGCUUUCUGCUGUUUGGUAAUCCCUAUCAUGCCAAUACGAUGCAACCGGUGCCCGUGGAUACGCGCUUGGCUUGUGAGAAGGACAUACUGCUGUGUCGCAUUUGCGCUGCCCGUGCUGAUAUAUUCCAUAAGAUUGCACAUGAAAAGUAUAAUUUGUAUAUUCAUUGUUCGUCACGUGUUGGUGAACAACAGCAAGAAUACCCGGGCAAAUCGUCAACCGAAAUCUUAAACGAUCUACUAGCCGAACACAACUGGGUGGAUGAGUUAUUCCGCAAUAUGCGCAACUCCUGGGCUGAGGUGGAAAGUUUAGAACGUCAAAAACGUUUUCGUGAAGUCUCACAAUAAAAUUAAUAUACUGUAAUAUGAAUAUAUUUAAUAACAACGCAUCAGCAACGCUGGUAUUGGUGCUCAUAUGUACACGCUGAAUAAAUUCAGCCGUUAAGUUGCCGUGCAAUAAACAGCCCAGCAAGAAAAACUAACGAAAUUCCUUAUACAAUUCUAACUACGCAAAAGCAGCAGUGCAGAAACAAAACAAAAAAGUAUAAUUAACUUAAAUGUUAGCAGAAAAAAUUAUUCUUGUACCAACUGUUAUUAGCGCGUCUAAGCCAGCGCUUAAUUUUGCCUGCAAACAACGUAAAGGUGUGCGCUAAGCGGCGUUGGAAAGCGCCAUGCAAAAUACAAAUCUAUAAAAAAGUAUAAAAUAGCAGUUACUAAGUAUAUAAAUACAUAUAAUACAUAAUACGUAUACAAAUACCUAAAUAUAUAUACAGUUUAGCAUACAA